UAUGAUAAAUGACAGGAAAUUGUAAUGAACUCAAGAAAAUUAAACUUGGGGUCUUGUUUGCAGCAAAUAUGUGAUCUAAAGAAAUAUUAAUAUAAAACUGGGCCCCAUUGGAGGUGGAAGUGCUGACGUAAGAAGCGCGACGAAAACAGCCUUCCUUAUGAACUCUGCUUUCAGCUACCGCUCCAGUAGUGGACAACGAGGACUAUAUGAAUCGUAUAAAUAUGUUCUUAAUUUGCUCACGUCGCCCGCCGUCGGGGGUUUCUCUUCAGAGGACGACGGCGUCGGUUCACGAUUUGGUAAUUAAAGUCGCAUGUAGAACCUACCCGGAGCAUUGAAUCCAUGCUUCGUCUUGCGUGUCUGCCAUCGAGUAGGAGGCACGUCGUCGACGUCGAUGCCGGUCUUCGGAAGCAGCAUGGGGAUUUUGUUUGGCUGGACGCAAGCGUCUGAUUGAUCCUCGAUGGCCUCUGAGGGCAUUUAGUUUGUCCUGUGGAUUACUCCAACUCUUAAGGGCAUUUAGUUUGUCCUGUGUAGCUUCUUCAUCCACACCACCGUGGUUAUAACUCAUGGCCUCCCUCCUCCGCAACGCCACUCUCUCUCUCUCUCUCAGAGUUCCCAUCCCACCGCUGGAAUUAUAGUAGCAUUUCACAAUGCAGCGAGCUCUUCCUCUCGUCGCCGCUUCACUGCUGAUGUUGGCCGCAGCCACAGCGCCGGUGGCGCAAGGUCACAACAUAACCAAGAUCCUGGCGGAGCACCUUGAGUUCUCCACGUUCAACCACUACCUCACAGUCACCCACCUGGCCGCUGAGAUCAACCGCCGGCUCACCAUCACCGUGCUGGUCGUCGGGAACUCCGGCAUGGCCGACUUACUCGCCAGGCACCUCUCCCUCCUCACCCUCCGCAACGUCCUCUCCCUCCAUAUCCUCACCGACUACUACGGCGCCAAGAAGCUCCAUCAGCUCACCGGCGGUUCCACCCUGGCCUCCUCCGUCUUUCAGUCCUCCGGCCACGCCCCCGGCACCACCGGCUACAUCAACAUCACCGACCACCGCGCCGGAAAGGUCACCCUCAGUGCUGAGGACGACGGCGGCGCCCCGCCUGUUGACUUCGUCAAGUCCGUGAAGGAGAUGCCCUACAACAUUUCCGUGCUGCAGGUGAGCACCAUCCUUUGCUCUCCCGAGGCAGAGGCCCCCGUGGCGGCGCCCGCCCCCGUUAACCUCACCGAGCUCAUGAGUAAGAAGGGCUGCAAGGCCUUCGACGACCUGCUCCUCGCUCGCCCGGACAUCCUCCAGACCUUCCAGGACAACCUCGACAGCGGGCUCACCGUCUUCUGCCCCGUUGACGACGCCGUCAAGGCCUUCGCCCCCAUGUACAAGAACCUCACCGCUGACGGCAAGGCUUCCCUCCUCCUCUACCACGGCGUGCCCGUGUACUACUCCCCCCAGCUCCUCAAGUCCAACAACGGCGUCGUCAACACCCUCGCCACCGACGGCUCCAACAAGAACUUCAACUACACCGUGCAGAACGACGGCACGGACGUCACGCUCGAGACCCGCGUCGUCACCGCCACCAUCACCUCCACCCUCAUCGACCAGGACCCUGACGCCGUCUACGCCGUCGACAAGGUCCUCGAGCCCCGUGAACUGUUCAAGGUCGCAGAGGUCGUCGACGCCCCUGCCCCAGCCCCCGCCGGCUCCAACAAGUCCAAGCACGCGUCGCCGCCAGCCCCAGCCGGCCCCGACGAGGCGCCCGCUGACCAUGCUACGUCCGCAAACUCAGCCUUCAGGACCACCGCUGUCGGCCGGUGGCUCGAGCCCACCGCCGCUGCUCUCGCGGCGUCCUUCCUAGUCGUCGUCUAAUUAGCUACCCCGUUUCUCUCCCUUUUUUUCCCCCUAUUUUCUAAUUUCCAUUAUUAAUUUUUUCUUCUUUUUUCUCUUCUGAUGUUUUAGUUUAAUGCUUUGGGAUGGAUGAAUAAUUA
Messenger RNA from Musa acuminata AAA Group (dessert banana), 1975 nucleotides. Its product is annotated as fasciclin-like arabinogalactan protein 2. The record is from RefSeq and is a predicted model, not a curated record. Bases 648 to 1856 code for a protein of 402 amino acids. The transcript has a single exon. Gene Ontology annotation, cellular component: plasma membrane. Lineage: Eukaryota; Viridiplantae; Streptophyta; Magnoliopsida; Zingiberales; Musaceae.